AUUUCAUUGAAGAGGCACGUGUUAAGCUGCACAAUCUGAUCUAACCACUGGGAUAAAAGCAAUCGCUAAUCAGUCAUCAGAGACACACUUUCGAGCUACUGGAACUGCUGAAACUUUCGAUUUCUUCAAUAUUAUGAAAGGAAUAAUGAAAACUACAUCGAAAGCUUAGUUCUAUAGGUGCAACUAUUGCAGUGAAUUCAAAAGUUUAAUUUUAGAAAGUGAAUUUUUUAAAAAAGGUUUUAGUAUCAGUCUUAAUUACCGGUUACCCCAACAGACAAGAGUGAUCCUGCACAAGUCAGAGUAGAGUAAAUCGAAAAUCAAGAAAAAUUAUCAAGCCUGGUUUCUUACAAAUUCUUUCCGGAGAGAAUCGUAACCGAAUGAUGGUGUCCCCAGCACAACUUCUCAUCGCACUGGCCUUAUUUGUUCCCGCUGUUUUCACGGCUGCCAUACAAGCACAACAGAACAAUCAUCCUUUAGAAGAUAAAUACCCUGUAGAUUUAACAUCUCAUAAACGCUCAUCGAGAAGUACAGCCGGACAAUAUGAAUUUCUCAGAUCACUUGUUAAUGCAGACAUUAAACUUCGGGGUGAGAUUUUAUCGCAGCUUCGUGAAGCUUUAGCCACCGUUGAUAUCCAACAUAUGAUGAGGCUAAACUCGCAAAUACAAGCCAAUCGUUUAUUUGAAAAGAAUGCGAUGGAGAAAAAGGAUGCUUUUUGGCAGCCAAUGGGUGGCCCUCUGCCGAUUGAAACAAGACUCGCCUCUUUUGGACGACCAAUCGUACAAGCUAAUGCUGAUAAUGGUGCUAAACCCAAUCCUAUGAGAUAUGGCAAAAGGAGAUGAAUAGAUGGCAGCAUCAGUUAAAUCUAUCAGCAUUUAUGUUCUCAGAAGUUUUACACAAACAUGUUUCAAGAGUCAUGACUCAUGAAGCCAAAGCUUGACAAAAAAUUCAAGUGGUUCUCUUUAUUGUUUACUGUUGUUUAUUUGAAUAAAUUAACAAUGUAUGUAUAUUUAUUUAUGAUAGUUAAUGAUAAAUAUGUGUACUGUACUAAAUAGAGUUUAGUAUCAUUUGAAAAAGAAUACAUAUGAAAUAUGAUUGCUGAAUAACAUGUUAAAUGAAUGCAUGCGAUUGUCAGUUUUUUGUUGAUUUCAGUUUAUGUAUUUUGCUGAAGAAUGUUUUUUGGGCCCCUUAAAACCAAAAAUUGGGCCCCUUAAAACCAAAAAUUGGGCCCAAAUUCUCAAAAUUUAAGGCCCAUUUUCUUGAAAAGGCUUAAAAUUAGAAACUUUUAGGGCCCAAU
Messenger RNA from Owenia fusiformis, 1294 nucleotides. The record is from the annotation of a GenBank genome assembly. Lineage: Eukaryota; Metazoa; Annelida; Polychaeta; Sabellida; Oweniidae.